CGGCCGAGCGAUUCUCGAAAACCGCCUCAAUCGCCAUGAAUCGGGCAGCAGUGCGAUCCGCUCUUGGGCGCGGCCGUGUCGAGAUCCGAUGGGACAGCCAGCGAUCCCUAUCAACAACGCAAUGGGUACAAGACGACCAGCCAUCCCAACCUCGACCCACCACCCGGCAACGAUUAGCGGCGGCAGCUUCUGAUCUGGGCUCCUUGGGGCAAUCCGGCUCGCCCAGCGCACCGCGCGUCGAUGCUCGCUCCUUGGGCGCGUCCUCGCCCGGACGAGGAGGGCCAGCCGGCGGGCACACCAUGAUCAACCUCCGGAGCCUCAGGGGCCGCUUGACCACACCUCGCCCAGCCGGCCGAUUUGCCCCGAGUGGCGGGCAAGGCUUUCCACCACGCACUGGGGGUCCCAGGACUCCUUUCCAGCGAGGCGGCGGCGAUGCCGGUGCUGGCGGGUUUCGUGGCAGGGGCCGCGGCAGGGGUCGUGGCGGCGGCGGUGCCGGUGGACGGGGGGGCAAACGGAAGAAGAAGGACGAGGAGGCCGCAAAGGACGAUAACGCCAACGGCAAGCUCAUAUGCACCCCCGAAGAACAGGAUUGGCUCAAUCGCAUCGAGCAAGGCGUCGUAACGCCAUACACGCCCCCGACCACGCUGGAAUCCCUGGUCGGCCACGGCCCGGCCCUGGCAACGGAUGUCUCCAUAGGCAAGGUCGAGGCCGCGAUGAGGGGCAUGCGGAUUCUCGGAGGAGGCAAGCCGUAUAACCCGGACGGCUUCUUCAACGACCCCAAGGACAACGUCAACCGGUACUACCACGAGAAGAAGCCCGUCUUCUUUGACAGCUUGAAGGAGAAGGAGUGGCUGGAGGGCAGCCAGGAUGGGGUCAGGAUAUAUCCUCCUCACGAGAACACCAAGGCGGCCAUUAUUCAGGCUGCUGUCCAGGGGAAAUACGUCGCCCCCAAGUUCGCGGCACUCAACGACACUCUGGGUAUGCUGGCAAGCUAUCACGCCCGCGAAGCGACGUACACACCUACCGAUGGGGAGAAGUUUGAUGCGAAGGUCCGUUCUCUUCUGCCUGCCCAAGGUGCACGCGCGAAGGGUGCCGCCCGACCUCGGAAAGCAGCGGCGGCAUAAGGAGGGCGAUCGAGCAGAUGUCUGGUAAUACCGACACCCGGGGGAUGGACACUGUAGCACUAUGUGGAGCUUGUUGUAUGUAGGAAUCGAAUCACUGUAUGAAUAUAUGGAUGGGUAUCCCUUCGA
Messenger RNA from Phialemonium atrogriseum, 1250 nucleotides. RefSeq lists its product as uncharacterized. The transcript has a single exon. The coding region runs from base 36 to 1124 and encodes 362 amino acids. The record is from RefSeq and is a predicted model, not a curated record. NCBI's taxonomy places the organism in Eukaryota, Fungi, Ascomycota, Sordariomycetes, Cephalothecales, Cephalothecaceae.